Molecule: messenger RNA, 1769 nt
Organism: Folsomia candida
Lineage: Eukaryota; Metazoa; Arthropoda; Collembola; Entomobryomorpha; Isotomidae
Product: cytochrome P450 4C1
Exons: 9
Coding region: 144-1610 (488 amino acids)
Molecular function (GO): iron ion binding; heme binding; monooxygenase activity
Source: RefSeq, a predicted model, not a curated record
CUAUUUGUUUCCUCGAUUGUAUGCCUCGUCUGGGCUUAUUCAAUCAUUCACAUUCAUCACUUAAUAUUUUAUAUUCAUCUUUAGAAUUAAAUUAAGUUAAUUUAAUUAACCUGCAUAGAAUUAAAAUUAGUAAAUAAGCUACAAUGCCACCAUUGUUGAUAGCAUUUUUCGUACUUACUGCCAUUUUCUAUACGGCACGACAUAUUAAACUGCGCCUGAAAUUGGCAGGUAUUAAUGGUCCCAAGGGAAUUCCCAUUUUUGGCAAUGUCUUUGAACUGAUUGGCGAAGGGAACGUUGGUGUGGUCAAGGCCUUGACCAAAUUCCGCGAUGAGCAUGGGUCACGAGUAGUAAUGUGGCUGGGAUUGAAUCCAUAUCUCAUCAUAUCAAAUGGAAAUGACAUUGAAAAAGUCUUAUCUUCUCAGCAACACAUUGAAAAAAGUUGGGAUUACGACCUACUCGUGCCAUGGCUUGGUCGAGGACUGCUGACAUCAACAGGAUCGCUCUGGCAUUCGAGAAGGAAGCUUCUCACACCAGCUUUUCAUUUUGCAAUUUUGGAAGAUUUUCUCACCAUAAUGUGUGAACAAGGCGACAUUUUGGUUAACGUUUUGGAAACAAAGAAGGGCUCAGAAUUUGACAUUUUCCCCAUUAUAACUAGAGCAGCUCUGGACAUUAUUUGCGAAACUGCUAUGGGCGAGAAGAUUAACGCUCAACGGAAAACCGACUCCCAAUAUGUGAAAGCUGUUUACAGAAUUAGUGACCUUAUCCAAUAUCGCCAACUUCGUCCUUGGCUUCACAAUGACACCAUUUGGAGUUGGAGUCCUUCUGGCCGAGAAGAGAUACGAUUGCUCAAAACUUUGCACAAUUUCACCGACUCCGUUAUUCAGAAAAGGAAACGUAUGAGAGAUGAAAAUGGGAAAAGUACUUGGAAGAAACCAGCCUUCCUUGACCUACUCCUCGACCAUCAAGCUAAGAAUCCAGGUUCCCUGAGUGACAUUUGCAUUCGAGAGGAGGUUGACACCUUCAUGUUCGAAGGUCACGACACGACAGCGGCGAACAUCAAUUGGACUCUCUAUUUAUUGGGGUGUUAUCCUAAAAUCCAAGCCAAAGUUCAAGAAGAGAUUGAUUCUGUGCUCGGGUCAGGUAGUGGGGGCAAGAUCCCUUCGGGAGAUUUGGCCAAGCUAAAAUAUCUCGAGUGUUGCAUCAAGGAGAGUCUGAGAAUCUAUCCGAGUGUUCCGCUAAUUGGAAGAAAAUUGGCUGGGGAGUUAAAAUUGGACGAAGAUACGAUUGUGCCUCCAGAAACACGCGUCAUGGUCUCAUUUUUCCAUGCUCACAGAGAUGGAGACGUUUUUCCAGAUCCCUUAAAGUUUAAGCCGGAACGAUUUGAAGAAAACCAGGAUAAGCAUCCAUAUGCAUACACUCCAUUUAGCGCAGGCCCAAGGAAUUGCAUAGGGCAAAAAUUUGCACUAACGGAGGAAAAAAUCGUUUUGGCGAAAGUGCUACAAAAGUUUAAAAUAACAUCUCUGCAAAAACCAGAGGACGUUGUGCUCCUUGCUGAACUUAUCCUCCGACCGAAGGACGGAAUUAGGGUUCGCUUGGAAAGCAGAGAAUAAUAAUGGUUGCAGAUAACAAACUUUAACGUAACUUGUACAUUUUAUUCCUUCAUUUAUUCAUUCAUCUAUAACAUGAUACCCAUAAACAAAACCAAUCUAAAUUUAAAACUGCGAGUGCAGGAAAAAAAACCGUUAUAUGAAUAAACUAAGCUAACCGAA